Sclerotinia sclerotiorum 1980 UF-70 is the source of this 1224-nucleotide messenger RNA. RefSeq lists its product as hypothetical. The transcript has 4 exons. Bases 1 to 1224 code for a protein of 407 amino acids. Gene Ontology annotation, molecular function: protein serine/threonine phosphatase activity. The record is from RefSeq and is a predicted model, not a curated record. Gene Ontology annotation, biological process: G1/S transition of mitotic cell cycle; peptidyl-serine dephosphorylation. Lineage: Eukaryota; Fungi; Ascomycota; Leotiomycetes; Helotiales; Sclerotiniaceae. Gene Ontology annotation, cellular component: cytoplasm.
AUGAGUUCCACAGUACCCCGCCCUGGCGCCGCGAAACUAGGACCUCGUUCUGGUCUUGAGGAAUGGUUGGCAGAGGCAAAGCAAUGCCAUUAUUUACCAGAAUGGGCAAUGAAACAGCUUUGUGAAAUGGUAAAGGAGUGUUUAAUGGAAGAGUCAAAUAUACAACCUGUCGCAACACCCGUCACUAUAUGUGGUGAUAUUCAUGGUCAAUUUUACGAUUUACUCGAGCUUUUCCGUAUCGCUGGUGGUAUGCCAGGAGAGACAAAUGUUCAAGCCCCCACCACUGUUAUUAACACAGAUGCGCUCGAACCGCCUACGCAAAUUACAGAUCCAAAAUUGAAGAAGAAGAUAAGAAGCAGUGAUAGUGGUAUGGAGAGCGCAAGUGGAGGAGAUGAUGAUGACGAUGAUGAACCUCGAGGACGUCCACGUACUGCAGGAGGAUCAAAUCGUAGUACAAGCUCUGGAGCUGACUCUGGUAUCAAUAUCAACAACAAUCAAGUCUCUGGAAAUGGGAACCAAAAUUUUAUCUUCCUAGGUGAUUUUGUCGACAGAGGGUAUUUUAGUUUGGAAACUUUCACUUUAUUGAUGUGCUUGAAAGCUACAUAUCCUGAUAAAAUUACUCUCGUCCGUGGAAACCAUGAAUCUCGUCAAAUCACACAAGUAUAUGGUUUUUACGAAGAAUGUCAACAAAAAUACGGAAAUGCCUCAGUUUGGAAAUCUUGCUGUCAAGUUUUUGAUUUCCUUGUCCUUGCAGCCGUAGUUGAUGGAGAGGUCCUUUGCGUUCAUGGUGGUUUGAGUCCAGAAAUUAGAACUGUCGAUCAAAUCAGAGUUGUUGCACGUGCACAAGAAAUUCCCCAUGAGGGAGCUUUUUGUGAUUUGGUUUGGAGUGAUCCCGAGGAUGUUGAUACUUGGGCUGUUUCUCCUCGUGGAGCUGGAUGGCUGUUUGGAGAUAAAGUUGCUAAUGAGUUUAAUCAUGUUAAUGGUCUUAAACUUAUUGCUCGCGCCCAUCAACUUGUUAACGAGGGAUAUAAGUAUCAUUUUGCACAAAAGUCUGUUGUUACUGUCUGGUCAGCUCCCAACUACUGUUAUCGAUGUGGCAAUGUCGCUUCAAUUAUGAACGUUGGCGAAGAUCUUAAUCCUAAAUUUAGUAUUUUCAGCGCAGUACCAGAGGAUCAACGUGCAGUUCCAGCUGGUAGAAGAGGUGCUGGUGAUUACUUCCUUUAA